CUCAGCUGGCCUUUUGACUCACUUACCCAGCAUGCCUUGCGCGUGGAAGGAGUGACUGUGUAAAAUCGGCUGCGCUUGAUGUUUGCCGUCUCCAAUUGUGUGGCUAAAAUGCAUUUGAACCGCAUUAAAUAAUAAGGAAGGCCCGAUAAAAAAACAAACGUUGACAUAUUUCGUGCCGUGCUGUGUGCUCCAGCGAUGCCUCUCUUCACGACGAACCCAUUUGACCAAGAUGUUGAGAAAGCAACCAGUGAGAUGAACACAGCCGAGGACUGGGGCCUCAUCUUGGACCUAUGCGAUAAGAUAGGACAGCAGCGCACUGGGCCGAAAGAAUGCCUGCGCUCCAUCAUGAGAAGAGUGAAUCACAAGGACCCCCAUGUAGCCAUGCAGGCGCUCACGCUUCUGGGUGCAUGCGUCUCCAACUGUGGCAAGAUCUUCCACCUGGAGGUGUGCUCCAGAGAGUUUGCCAGUGAAGUCAGUAACGUCCUAAACAAGGGCCACCCUAAAGUGUGUGAGAAGCUGAAGGCACUGAUGGUGGAGUGGGCAGAGGACUUCCGCAGUGACCCCCAACUCAGUUUGAUCUCGGCUAUGAUCAAAAAUCUACGCGAGCAAGGAGUUACCUUCCCUGCUGUGGGCUCGCAGGCUGCGGAGCAAGCUAAAGCCAGUCCUGCAUUAGUGGCAAAGGAUCCUGCAAAUUCCUCAAACAAGAAAGAAGAAGAAGACUUGGCCAAAGCUAUUGAGCUGUCCUUGAAGGAGCAGAGACCUCAGACGUCCUUGUCCAGCCUCUACCCCAACACCUCUACCCUGCUGCCCUCACACAAGUCUGAUGGCAGGAAGGUCCGCGCCAUUUACGACUUUGAGGCCGCCGAGGACAACGAGCUCACCUUCAAGUCGGGGGAGAUCAUCACUAUCCUAGAUGACAGUGACCCCAACUGGUGGAAGGGGGAGACGUAUCAAGGGGUGGGGCUGUUCCCCUCCAACUUUGUCACUGCUGAUCUCACCGCAGAGCCUGAGAUGAUGAAGACGGAGAAGAAGACGGUGCAGUUUAGCGAAGACGUUCAAGUGGAGACCAUCGAGCCUGAACACGAGCCCGUUUUUAUUGAAGAGGACAAGAUGGAUCAACUCUUGCAAAUGAUCCAGAGUGCAGACCCCACAGACAACCAGUCAGACAGUGUUGAGUUGCUGCAGCUGGAAGGUGCCUGCAAUCAAAUGGGACCGCUCAUUGACCAGAAACUGGAGGACAUUGACAGGAAGCACUCUGAGCUGUCCGACCUCAACGUGAAGGUGAUGGAGGCGCUGUCGAUGUACGCCAAGCUGAUGAAUGAAGAUCCCGUAUACGCAAUGUACGCUAAGCUGCAGAGUCAGCAGUAUUACAUGCAGCAGCAACAGCCACCUGUCUCAACGCAGCAGGUGUAUCCUGGUGCCGCAUCGGGCUCGUACGCCUUGAGUGGCGGCAGCGUUCAAGGCUACAAUGUGGAUCAGAUGCAAGGUGGAACGCCGAUACCUGGACAAGCUGCCCCCAGCGACGUUCACAUGUACAUGGGUCAGCCGCCCGUCUACGCUGGCCCCGCCCCCGGCAGCAUGACCCCUGCAGACGCCCACGCUUACCAGGGUGGCCCGGCCGGCCCCUUCCCCGCCAUGACGCAGGCUCCCGGCUACAGCGCCCCCUCUGGCCACAACGUGAUGACAUCUGCAGAGCUGCCAGCGCAGGUUUCUUACUCCGAGAAGGCGUUGCUAUAGUGACAGCAAACGUCAAGAGUAGUGCGACGUCUUACAUGUCUUUAUUUCCUCUAACAUGAAAGGAACAAAGGUGAGGGUGAUCUUUACUUAGUUGCACUUCUGUUGUGUUGUUGAUCAACAUGUAAGUAGAAACAAGCUCUGUGUUCCAGCUCUCAUCUUCACUACUGUGCUAAACUACCACACACUCACCUUUCUCUACAACUUUUACUCCAAGUACUGAAAACUGACGACACUUUCUGUUGUUUUGGGAGGCAAAGCAUGCACAUGGCUCUUGUAUAUUUUAUGGAACUCAAGGCCGGCUGAUGACCUCACGUUAGCACAGUGUUUAGCGGCGGUCGCCACGGCAACUGGAGCCAAAGCAGAACAAUUGGAAAAGGAAAUCCUGUCAAGCAUCUCUCUGUUUUUGUAGAGUCAUUUUAAUUUAUGUAUUAUAAUUUUGAUGCUGUUUUGUAAACAUGGACAAGAUGUAAGUAUUCUCACAGGGAAGUUGUACAUUUCAAAGUUGCCUCGCACUAAAACACGUUCAUUAACUGCCGACAAACACUACUUCCUGUCGUUAGUGUUCAAUUGAGGGAGCAUUUUAAUCUGAUUUGAAAUCAGUUUAAUUUGACUCCUCAAAAGGUGAUUUUAUACCCCCGUUUUAAUUUCAAAUGAAGUUCACUUUCGGUCUCUUGCAGCGUUGGACUGUAGGCCCAAAUGAAGGUGCAGCAUAGAUUAUUAUUAUUAUUAUUAUUAUUAGUAUUGUUGUUAUUAUUAUUAUUGAAAGUUUUCAUGUCAAAUGUGUAUCCUGCUCUCUUUUAAUCGUACUCAUCAGUUGAUAUUCACAAUAAAAGAAACCAGGCCAAAUGUACACAACAAUUUGAGUGACAUUCUUUUAUUUUUCUUAAUUAUUGAAAUAUUUUGUAAUAUUUUUCCAAAACUAGCUUUCAUACAAUUUUUAAUCAAUGUAUUCCUCUUCUUGCAACUUUUUCCUCCCUUUCCUCCCAUCCAUCCAUCCAUUUUCUACCGCUUGUCCCUUUUGGGGUUGCGGGGGGUCGCUGGAGCCUAUCUCAGCUGCAUUCGGGCGGAAGGCGGGGUGCACCCUGGACAAGUCGCCACCUCAUCACAGGGCUUCACAAACCACGAUGACAUCCCCUGAUCUGUACCCACAUCCGGGCAAGGAAAAACUGCAAAAGCCUUUGCUGGGAAAAGAAGAAACCUUGGAAAGGGGCCACAGAUGCGGGGGAAUCUCCCUCC
This is a messenger RNA of Entelurus aequoreus (snake pipefish), 2973 nucleotides long. RefSeq names its product signal transducing adaptor molecule (SH3 domain and ITAM motif) 1 (gene stam). The record is from RefSeq and is a predicted model, not a curated record. The transcript is spliced from 15 exons. Lineage: Eukaryota; Metazoa; Chordata; Actinopteri; Syngnathiformes; Syngnathidae. Gene Ontology annotation, cellular component: ESCRT-0 complex. Gene Ontology annotation, molecular function: ubiquitin binding; phosphatidylinositol binding. Bases 196 to 1737 code for a protein of 513 amino acids. Gene Ontology annotation, biological process: protein transport to vacuole involved in ubiquitin-dependent protein catabolic process via the multivesicular body sorting pathway.